AUGUCAGAUUCAGAGGAUUUAGAUGACUUUGAUAUUAUUUUAAAUAGUAAUCAACUCGAAACAGAUUCUGAUGAUGAAUACAUCAACAACAACAAUAACAAGUACAGAAAUCGGACUGCCAAUAAAAAAAGGGGUAAGAAAAAAACGAAAAUAAAAGAUGAAGACAUAAGCUUUAUAUCUGGAGGUUUAUUAAACCUAAAUGCCGAAAUAAAUGAGGAGCCGGUAGAAGAAAGUAAACCUAAGCCUAGCGUCGUAUUAAACGACGCGAGCUUAUCAAAAUUGUAUGGAAAAGGGUUAAACAUGAUUAAAAAAAUGGGAUAUAAAGGAGGAAAUUUAGGAACUAGCUCAAAUAUUCCAGAAGAACGUAAACCGAGUCAAGAUUACACAAAAUCGCCCCAAAGACAAAAUUUGGCUCAAGAUAACUAUAGGAAAUUAAAUCAUAAGAAACAUGAAAUAAUCUUAGAGAUAAAGAAGUUAACUGAUAAUAAUAUGGAGAUACAACUUGACAUUAAACUCCUGAAUAGUAAUAUAAAUAGCAAACAAUCAGUAAUAAAUAAUAUAAAUGAUAAUAAAUCAUUGGUAACUGAUAAUUUUAAACAGUUAUUAUCAAGUUUAAUGUCAACUGAUGAAAAAACAUCUGAAGAUAAUCUAAGGGAAGAAGAGUUAAUAAAUAAAAUAAUCAAGAUUUUAGUUGAUAAUAAUAAUUUGUUGAAGAAGAUUAUAAAAAUAAUGUUUAAAACAAAAUUUAAGAAUAAAAAUGAGUCAAAUUUGGAUUUUGUAAGUAAUUUACUGAGAAAUGAAAAUGUUUUAAGCAACCCUGCAGUUUACCAUACUGUGAUGGAUUGUGUCAACUAUUACGUGAUUAACAAUUUGAUAACAUAUUACAAGUCGAACCUUAAUUUGGAAAAUGUUGAAAAAUGUAUUGGAAUUUAUAACAUGAUAAAGGCUGUAAAGACUGAUUUAAACGCAGUAAAUAAGUUUUUGGUUUCUAAAUUUUGUAAGGAAAUUGACACCAAUUUCAGGACCAGCCAUAUGGUAACAUUCCCAUUCUUAGAAUUCCUAGAUGAUGAUGAAAUUGAAGUAAUUACAAGGAGAUUUGUGAGUAAAUUUGAAGGUGAAUUGACACAUUUAAACUUAAAUGAAGGUGAAAAAAUUGAUCAGUUGUUACAGAUUCUAAAUAAUUGGUCAAGUUUACUUUCAAACUCAUCUGAUGUGGUUUACAAUGUUUUGUAUAAUAAGUUAAAAGAUUAUCCAAUGGAUAAUAAUCAUGUUGAUAAUGGUAGUGAUAAAGUCUCUGAAGUUUUGAAAAACGUGAUGAAAUUUGAAAAAAUGGUAAAUAUAAAAGAUUUGUUGGAAAAAACAGUAAUACUGAACUUUAGGAAUAAUCUGGUGGAGGAAAUUUCCUCAGCGCUCAGUUACUCCACAGUGGAAUCCUGUGUUGAGUCAUAUUUAAAUUUUAAAUCCGCAUUGCCAGAGUAUAUAAAUAAUGAUCAAAAUAUACAGAAUAACUACUAUAGGCCAAUAUUGCAAAAUAUUGAUUUAUACGUGAAUAAAGCCAGCCAAUAA
This is a messenger RNA of Theileria parva strain Muguga, 1566 nucleotides long. RefSeq lists its product as uncharacterized. Bases 1 to 1566 code for a protein of 521 amino acids. The transcript has a single exon. The record is from RefSeq and is a predicted model, not a curated record. NCBI's taxonomy places the organism in Eukaryota, Apicomplexa, Aconoidasida, Piroplasmida, Theileriidae.